CUGGCACCGGAUGUAGGACCUUGUUUGGAGUAUAAUAUGCGCUGGUUUUACAAUUCUCAGUCGGGUCUUUGCGAGCAAUUCACGUAUGGUUCGUGCGGUGGUAACACGAAUAAUUUCAUCGACAAACAAACUUGUGAAGCGAAAUGCCAAUCAGGUUCGUUUCAUCUGACAUCUGGUUUAUUCAGUUAUUUGCUAACUUACUGUUAUUAUUCUUAUAUUAUCAUCAGUAAUUAG
Molecule: messenger RNA, 234 nt
Organism: Anisakis simplex (herring worm)
Lineage: Eukaryota; Metazoa; Nematoda; Chromadorea; Rhabditida; Anisakidae
Source: the annotation of a GenBank genome assembly